This is a messenger RNA of Trypanosoma cruzi, 1149 nucleotides long. RefSeq lists its product as uncharacterized. The record is from RefSeq and is a predicted model, not a curated record. The transcript has a single exon. Bases 1 to 1149 code for a protein of 382 amino acids. NCBI's taxonomy places the organism in Eukaryota, Euglenozoa, Kinetoplastea, Trypanosomatida, Trypanosomatidae.
AUGUAUGCGGUGAAUCCAUGGGGUAAAGUUCUUCUUAUUGGAAGCAGUGUAGGAACUUAUGCGAUGGGGAUUGGCAUGCGCUGGCGCGAGUCCAACGUUCAGGUCAUCGAGAAACGUGUGGACCCAAGGUAUGAGCUUGCCCUUCGGAGACGCUGCGUUUGCACCGGCCAAACGGCGAGGCUGCUGACGGACUUGGGCUGCACCAAGGCCAGGAUUGAGAGUGUUUUUCAAAGAGCCAAAGGAUGGCGAUUCCUGAGGCCCAGCCUCGAAAUUAUCAAAGAGAGUACGGUUUUUCCAGGCUGUGCGGAUGGGGAGGCGGUGUACCAUUGCGAAGAGGGCUCGCUUCUUCGCAUGUUGCGGACCGAAUUUUUGCGUUUUGGGGGAGGCGUAAGUUGGGGAACGGAGGCCUUUGAUGCGUUUGAGAGUGGCGAUGGGAGUGGGGCGUGGUGCCUACGGAAGACGUACGGUCUAGAAACGGAAGCCGAGGCCAUUAUCACAAUGGCAAAAGUGUCAUCGUUCGCGUCUGUGUUGAUGGUGGACAACCCGGACCGCAUGGCGGUUCUGUUUUACGAGGAGCACGGCGUUUUUUGCCCCAACAAGGAGCUCAUUGAAAAGGUAUUUGGGCGGAAUGAUGUUGCAAUUGUGAUGGGACUAGGAAUGGUGAUUCACUUGUGGUACACGAAUAAUGUCAUUGCGUGGAGAGCCAUCCGGAGGGAGCAAAAAGGUAGCUCGGGUUUCUGCAUCAAUGAACUGCACCCAGUCAUUCGAAAUGUGCUUGAGAAUAGUGUUGAAAAACAUUCUCGUGUGCGUCUUCUUCCGACAACCAUGCCCGCAAUCAAGGAUUCGGUGUUGCACGUGAAAUUGAGUGUAUUGGGCGAUGGGCUUUUACCUGUCGAUCCCUUUGAGUGGAGAGGAGAUCGAGCGCGGUGUCUCGUUGAGGAAGCUUCAGCCCUCUGUCGAGCAUUUUACGGGAAAAAGUAUCAUCGUGGAAGUGUCGCCUAUCUUCUUCGAGGCAUCGAGCAAGACUCAUUAUCGAAACGGGCUUCUAUGCUGCGUCGGGAUUUGGCGGACGCGGAGCGCUUUUUGGCUGUCCACCCGGUCAUUGAGGAGGAACCGCAUGCGGUUUCCAUGCAACAGGUUGGUUCAUAG